GACGUCGACCGCUGACAUUGUGCCCACUCUGUACCCCAAAAAGUGGCGGUGAGGUGAGAACGAAGAUGAUGACCUUUGCCACCGGUAACAAGAAGCUAUCGCCGUCCAUCACCCCGAUCAGCGUCGUGGCUCCCAACCCCACGCAGCCUGCGCCGACGACAUCAGCACCCACCAAACGCUUUCUGCACUUCGAUCGCUUCAUUCGGCUCCUGGACUUUUGCAUCAACGUCUACUCUCUCCUCUCGUUCGUAACGACCUCGACGCUUGUCGACAUGCUGCUCAUGCGCCAAGCUGUGUUUAUGGACGACGUAGCCAACGGCGUGUAUGACUUUGCACCAGAGGGGCCCAGUGACGUCGUCAUUCUCCAUCUCCUCCGCAAUGCGACGUCCGGCCAAAGCAAGCAUGUCGGGCUGCGUGACGCGGCGCUCGCAACGCCGGACGGCGGCCACUCGCUCAGCUGGUGCCUCCGCGUCGGCAUCACCCUCGGCGUCGAAUACCAUGCCGUGUACAACAACGACGGCGUCUCACGGAGGUACCUUCGGUACGUGCACACAAAGUUACCACCACGCUGCGUCGGGUGGACGGUCGCGCCCGGUGGAUCGUUUAACGAUUCGCGGAUCCUCGCCGUCGACGAUGCCCGUGCAGGGUUUGGCCAGUCGUAUCUGCACUGCAGCGACCCGCGGUACUACACGCCGCCGUUUGGCCAAACGGCCAAUGUCAGCUCGUUUCAAUUCCGUGCUGGGUAUGUGGUUGCGCAGCAGCACUUUGCCGGUGGCAGCUUUGGCAUUGAGACGCACAUAUCCCACUGCAAGGCCGAAAAAAUAGGCGACUCGCUGAUGUACAAAGUGUCGCCGUUUCUCGAGGGCGACACAAGCGAAGUCGUCAACGUUCUCUUUAGCACCAAGAACUGGGCGCUAUGGCUGCUCGAUUACGUCGGGCAAAGCAUUGUACUUUUGAUUUUGAUUCAAGAAGUCUUGCGCUCGUCGGCCCAAACGAUCACAUACAUUCCAACGCAAUCGUAUUCGCUGUAUGCGGCUGCUGUCGACGUCCUAUGUGGUCGUGAACCCCGCGCGCGACCAACGCUGGACGGUGGCUACUCGGUCAUGAGCUUUGCGCAAAUCUGGCUCGCGAAUCCGUGCUAUCUCAUUGGCAACUGCAUGUACGCCCUCGGGACAACCAACGAGACGCAGACGCUUGUCGAGACGUUCUUUUGGCAGUAUUCCGUCGGCGGUCGCUUCACCGACCUCGCCCAAGCCACGGUGUAUGCGAUGCGGCAUGCGUGGGUCAGCGUCGCAGUGUGGAGCGUCCUGCGAUUGGUCGUGACGCGCCUCUACCUCCCGUUCCUUCCACGCGUGUUUGUUCGGAGUGUGCACAUGGUCGAAGUCUAUUGCUCGUGCCGCGCCAUUGUACUCGCCUUUCUUCUCGCCUGCCUCGUGACGGCGGUCUCGCGCGGUCAUUGGUUUCUGACCGACCGAAUGAACGUGAUCGACGUGGCCUAUGGCCUCCCAAAGUCGGCCUUCUGGAGCUCUGAAGACAUGACAAGUCUCUCCAUGAGCCAUACGUUUGGGAUCCUCUUUGCGACGAUCUUUGGCCUCAUCACGCGAGGUUUCUUGGCGUGGCUCCUCCCCGGGCACCGCACCAACUCGUUCUUCCAAGCCAUUGACCGCCACCGCGUCUGCUCGGGUUUUGACAUGCCGCAGCUGCUCAGCGGAUCGCGCUCGUUGCGUGUCGGCGACCGCUGGGUCCUCUUGUUGCCGCUCGCGGAUGUCUACUUGAUUUUUUCGUCGGUGAAUCUGCUCCGACAAACGGCCAUGCCGAGUCUGCCGUCUGCGCCCCCCGGACACGCGGUCGAGUGCAUCACGAGCGACAACGGCACGGUCCUCGAGCUGCGGGAUGCUGGUAUCUAUGUGCCUGAACUCGCAGCGCUGCAGCAGGAGGCGAGCGGAUACCUGUACUGCGCUGUAAUUUGAGUCCGAGAGGGCGUUGGUCGUCUCGUUUGAACGUAAAGCAUGCAUUUCGAG
Molecule: messenger RNA, 2021 nt
Organism: Saprolegnia diclina VS20
Lineage: Eukaryota; Oomycota; Saprolegniomycetes; Saprolegniales; Saprolegniaceae
Exons: 1
Coding region: 66-1970 (634 amino acids)
Source: RefSeq, a predicted model, not a curated record